CUGAGUAGGGGCCUGAUGCUAGCAGAGGGCCAGGUCAUCAUGAGGACGCUCUUCUUGCUGCUUGCUGUCUGGGCAGGGCUGGCUCUUGUCCAAUGUUCUCAAGGCCAUCCAUCAUGGCGCUACAUCUCCUCUGAGGUGGUCAUUCCCAGGAAGGAGCUGCACCAUGGCAAAGGCGUUCAGAUACCAGGCUGGCUAUCCUACAGCCUGCGAUUUGGGGGCAAGAGGCACGUUAUUCACAUGCGGCGCAAGAAACUGUUUUGGUCCAGACAUCUGCUGAUGAUGACUCAGGACGACCAAGGAGCCUUGCAGAUGGACUACCCCUUCAUCCCUCCAGACUGUUACUACCUCGGCUACCUGGAGGAGAUUCCUCUUUCCAUGGUCACCAUGGACACAUGCUAUGGGGGUCUUGAAGGUAUCUUGAAGUUGGAUGACCUUGCUUAUGAAAUCAAACCCCUCAGCGGUUCCCAAAGUUUUGAGCACAUUGUUUCUCAGAUAGUAGCAGACAUGAAUGCGACGGGACCUACCUAUAAACUGGGACAUCGGGAGGUUAGGGAUCCCCUAUUCUCUCAAGCAAAUGCCAGUGUUGUCCCUAGGAUCUCUAGUAAGAUGUAUUCAUCCCAUCACGGAAAUAUGAAAGCACUUGCCCUAAGUUCCAACUCAAUGUAUACUGUGUUUAACAAUGUGUCAAAAUGUGCCCAAUUCCUGAUAAGGGUAUUUAGUUUAAUUGACACAUUCUUUCAAGCUAUUGAUAUCAAUUACUAUAUUGGAUUCAUGAUCAUUUAUGAUCAGGAAGAUCCAACUUACUUGGAGUAUUAUCAUGAGGUACAUAGCCCAUAUGUUCGAUAUUAUCAGUCUUUUUUAUAUACCGUUCUUGAACCACAUUCAUCCAUAAUUUUGAUUAAAGAAGGGCCAGAGGAUCAUAAUUAUGAACCUGAGUUAUAUGGCAUUUGCCAAAAACGAAACCUCAUCAUGCUUGGUUACCUAGGCAGACAGUAUCUAUUGUUGUCUAUCACAGCAGCACAAAAGGUGGGAAAAAAUUUUGGUUUAUUCUAUGAUGGGAAAUUUUGUUUUUGUCAGAGAAGGUCCAUGUGUAUUAUGCACAGACCACUGUCUCUGACAGAUUCCUUCAGUAACUGUUCCUAUAUGCAUGUACAGCACAUAGUGGGUCGUGGGAAAGGUGAGUGCCUAUUCAGCACCAAAAUGGUAUAUUUAAAUAAAAGCCUGACCCACGAUCGUUGUGGAAACUACAUACUGGAUCAAGGCGAGGAGUGUGACUGUGGCUCCUUCAAACAGUGUUACAACAACCUCUGCUGUACAAAUGAUUGUACCUUCACCAUAGACAGCAAAUGUAAUACAGGCCGAUGUUGUACAAACUGCACCUAUUCCCCUCCUGGGACACUCUGCAGACCAAUCCAAAAUAUAUGUGAUCUUCCUGAGUACUGCCAUGGGGAGUCCUUGGCAUGCCCUGGUGAUUUCUAUAUGCAAGAUGGAACCCCAUGCACAGAAGAGGGUUACUGUUAUCAUGGAAAUUGCACUGACCGCACUGUUCACUGCCAAGAAAUCUUUGGCAAAAAUGCUGUGAAAGGUGCAGAUGCCUGCUAUACCAUAAAUAGAAGAGGCAAUAGAUACGGACACUGCAGAAGAAUAGAAGGGAGAAUGAAAGCUGACUUCUGUGCAAUCGAAGACAUUUAUUGUGGAAGGCUGCAGUGUGGUAAUGUCACACACCUCCCCCGCUUGCAAGAACAUGUGGGAUUCCAUCAGUCUCUAAUCUCAGGAUUCUGGUGUUUUGGGCUGGACUCACAUCGCUCCACAGGAGCAAAUGAUGUUGGUCAUGUGAGACCUGGUACCCCCUGUGCUCCAGGAAGGUUCUGUAACAAUACUUACUGUAAUGGCAGUGUGGUCCAACUGAAUUAUGACUGCUUACCUGAGAAAUGCGGCCACAGGGGGAUUUGCAACAAUAACAGAAACUGUCAUUGCCACAUAGGCUGGGGUCCUCCAUGGUGCAUUGAUAGGGGUGCUGGUGGGAGCAUAGACAGUGGACCCGCUCCAAGUAGGGUGCGGUUAGUCUUGCAGAGUCAUGAAUCCCUGAUAUAUCUGAGAGUGGUCUUUGCUCGAAUUUAUGCCUUAAUAACUGCACUCCUCUUUGGAUUCACCACAAAUUUAAGAACUAACAAGACAGUUAAGGAAGAGAAAGUUGGUGAAGCUCAUCAUGAAAUCAGACUGCAGAGCCCUGAACAACAAAAGCCAGUCCACAGGAGAAUGGCUGAAACUACAGUAGGAGGAGGCAAAGCUGACAUCCAUGUUUCCAGGAGUCUGGAGGAGACACAGGCAUCUCAGCGCACAUCACAGUGGUCCCGGCCCACAUCCCUGGGGACUCUGAGCACAUUCCAGGGGUCCCAGAGCGCAACACAGGUGUCUUGGCGCACAUCACAGCUGUCGAGGCUCACAACACAGAGUUCCAGGCGCACAUCACUGGGCUCUCGGCACACAGCACCAGUCUCUCACACCAGUUCUGUGAUAGGUCACUGA
Molecule: messenger RNA, 2529 nt
Organism: Enhydra lutris kenyoni (northern sea otter)
Lineage: Eukaryota; Metazoa; Chordata; Mammalia; Carnivora; Mustelidae
Product: disintegrin and metalloproteinase domain-containing protein 21-like
Exons: 1
Coding region: 16-2529 (837 amino acids)
Biological process (GO): male gonad development; proteolysis
Cellular component (GO): external side of plasma membrane; sperm head plasma membrane; plasma membrane
Molecular function (GO): metalloendopeptidase activity
Source: RefSeq, a predicted model, not a curated record